GAAAAAAUGGAUUCAAUAAUAGUAAAGACUACUCAGAGCCUUACGACGGCUGAGGACAUGAGAAAUCAAACUAAACUUUUAAUGCAGCCCUAUGCCAACUGGGAAAUGUAUCUGACUCCAGCACCUCUAUCUAUAGCCAUCAUGGGAGCGCUACUUUUAAUUUCUACCGCAAAAGAAUUCUAUAUUGAUAAAAAUAACCCCAAAAAUGGUUACAAAUUCAUUAAAUACCCAGAAUCCUUUCCGGCUUGUCUCAUGCAAGUGUGUAACACUGGUUUGUGGGCAUUUAACGAAGCCCAUAAGAACAUGGAUCAGAUUCGCCUCCAUACUGCCCAAGUCCCAGAUUACAUGAAGACCGCUGUAAAGAUUCUGUUCCAGGGUGAUGAUGAAGUUGUCAAGGCACAUCUUCCUGAUCAGUUGGACAAUAUCAGAGUCAUUGCAGAUGAAUGUUUCAAGUUGUCCGAUGCAACUGAGGAGUGUUUCAUCAAUGUCACCAAAAUUAUCCAGGAGUUGCUGGAGGUAUGCUUGAAUCGUGAAACAUUUUAUGUGGAUGAGAUAGAAACAAUUAAGAGGAAGCUAGAGGAGACAAAACUGAGAGAGCAGUCAGCUAAAGAAGCCAAAAGAAGGACUGAGAAGGCAGUGAGUGCCAGGGAAAAGGAGGAAUUAACUGAAAUCCUGAUCACUAUGAGAAAUUGUGAACAGAAAGAGAUUGAUUUCAAAACUACCAUAGAAAUGCUGGUCAAAGGAAUGGAUGCCAUGGGAAGAGUGAAGAGUCAGUGGGAAAUGAUGAUUCACUUCUUCCAGAUGGUUUCUAACAUUGUGAAAACCAGCCUGGGUAAAACUCUUACAAACUUUGUCUCAACAUCUGAGAAAACACAAGCCCUCUCCUACAACGCAAAGCUCUUCUCAAAAGAUCUCCUUUACGCUGAAGUUUUCCAAGCCUGUAAUAUUGCUAGUUUGGUCCAUAUGAUCUCUGGAACAUACACAGAUGUCUCCAACAAGUACCUGAUGGACCUCGUCAGUUCACUAGGUAAACUGAUGGUCAUGGAUAAAAGUAAGCCAGAAUUUGAGCAUGAGCGACAUCGGCUCCAGUUUGGCUGUGAUGAGGUACAAAAGGGCAUCUUAAGUCUUGUCCUGGAGAAUAAAGAGGAGUUUGACAGGAAAAUCACUGCAAGAUUCGAAAAGAUUUAUCAAGAGUUGCUUGCCAUUCUGCCUGCUGCUCCUCCAGAGCAAAUCAAAAGUAUUCAAGAGGUGGUUCAAGCUGGAUUCACUGAAGAAGAAGCAGCAUCGUACUAUUGAGAGAAUCUACCAAUUGAAUAUCAAAUAAAUUAGUACAAGGUAAUCCAGUCCAAGCUGAGAUUUAAGUUUUGUUGUUGUUACACGUAAUAGUCCAUAUAACCAAAUAAAAUGUAUAAACAUAUUACAUAAAAAAUCAGAUCCAUUGAUCAAACUGAACAAGAAACGUUAUCUCAUGAGGCUCUUAUAUAUUUGCAAGCCUUAAAUGCAGGAUUUAAAAAUCCUUAAUGUCCAUCCUGUCUUUGUCCUGAAUAUAUAUUUGAAGUAUCAGCUCUGCGAAAAUUUUUCAUUUCUUCAUUUAGCAGACAAAUUUAUCCAAAGUGACUUAAAAUUAAAAAUACAAGCUUACAUCAUAAAGAAGCAAUAUACAUGAGAAGCACAAUGUUUCCAACAGUUUAGAAUAGAACUGGGAGGGAUCAAGGGAAAGUGAUUU
This is a messenger RNA of Carassius gibelio (silver crucian carp), 1726 nucleotides long. RefSeq lists its product as uncharacterized. The record is from RefSeq and is a predicted model, not a curated record. Bases 7 to 1296 code for a protein of 429 amino acids. The transcript has a single exon. NCBI's taxonomy places the organism in Eukaryota, Metazoa, Chordata, Actinopteri, Cypriniformes, Cyprinidae.